Molecule: messenger RNA, 495 nt
Organism: Periconia digitata
Lineage: Eukaryota; Fungi; Ascomycota; Dothideomycetes; Pleosporales; Periconiaceae
Source: the annotation of a GenBank genome assembly
AACACCAACUUUUGCUAUUCGAUUCCUGACUAGUGACGUUUUUAAGCUACGUACAUCUCUCUCCAAAUCGAAAGAAACAACUAUACAAUGGCUCCUCUUGAUACCAUCGGACUCAUUCUGGGUGCUCUGACCGCAGGAGGCGGCAUCACUGGCUACGUGCGAACCGGCUCUGUUCCUUCCGUCGUGGCAGGUGUCUCCGUCGGUGUUCUCUACAUCCUUGGUGGUCUCCGCAUCCAGAACCGUCAACCCUAUGGCGUGGAGCUUGGUCUCCUCGCCUCGGUUGUAUUGGGUGGAAGCUCGAUCCCGAGAGCUCUCAAGAGCCAGAAACCUCUGCCCGUGGGUCUGAGCCUUUUGGCGCUGUAUGGGCUGUGGGCGUUUGGAGCCGCUUUUUCCAGGGGUAGGACCAAUUGAAAAGUCAUCAAGGCGGGUCAGAAAGCGUUUGUAUACUAGGGAUAUGAGUACAGCCACACUUUUAUCGACAAGACGGUCUUUGAU